Messenger RNA from Mus caroli (Ryukyu mouse), 756 nucleotides. NCBI's taxonomy places the organism in Eukaryota, Metazoa, Chordata, Mammalia, Rodentia, Muridae. The record is from RefSeq and is a predicted model, not a curated record.
AUGGCCAAGGCAGCAGUGACCAAGCGCCAUCAUUUUAUGAUUCAGAAGCUGUUAAUUCUACUGAGCUGUGGAUACACCAAGCUGCUGGCCGAUGCACACUCUCUUAGGUGCAACUUGAUCAUCAAGGAUCCUACCACAGCAGACUGUCCCUGGUAUGAAGUGCAGUGCUCAGUGGAUGAAAUAACUUUCCUCCAUUUUAGUAACAUAAACAAGACCAUGANUUCAGGUGACCCAGGGAAGAUGGCAAAUGUCACUGAAGUGAAGGAAUGUUUGACACAACUUCAGAAAGAUUUGGUCCAGGAGUUGAGGGACAAGGUGUCUAACACCAAAGUGGACACUCACAAGACAAAUGGUUACCCAACUUUACAACUCACCAUGCUUUAUCAGAUAAGCCAGGGCCAAAUUAUUAGUGCCAUCUGGAAAUUCAACAUCAGUGAUAGUUACUUCUUCACCUUCGACACAAUGAAUAUGAGCUGGAGACCGACUAAUGAUGAAUCAGGGGUUAUCAUGAAUAAAUGGAAAGAAGAUGGGAAAUUUGUGAAAAAAUUGAAAUUCUCCAUAGCCAAAUGCAGUCAGGAACUUGAUGAAUUCUUAAAGCAGCCCAAGGAAAAGCCAAGAUCAACCUCAAGGAUCCCCAGUAUCACCCAGCUUACAUCAACUUCCCUGCUUCCACCUACCAGCCACUCUACUUCUAAGAAAGGAUUUAUCUCUGUGGGACUCAUCUUCAUAUCUUUAUUAUUUGCAUUUGCAAUGUGA